GGUGCUCACCUCUACCUGCUCCACAACAAUGCAUCCAUACUGUUGGCGCCAAGCAUGAAGGCAGCAGCCAGCAAUUUCGACACCCGACAUGCUCGUCGCGGCGCGACGAACGGCGGUGGCCCGGCGGCUUUCCCCGGCGCCGGUGCGCGCGCUCUGCUGCUGUCCCUACGACGACGACGGGGUAGUGUCCGGGAACAGGCUGAUGGGCGCGCACCUGAGGGCCGGCAGGCCGGACGCCGCGCGGGAGGUGUUCGACGGAAUGCCGCGGCGGGACGUGGUGUCCUGGAACUCUGCCAUGUCCGCGCACGCGCGGUCGGGCGUGCACGACGGGGCGGCGAGGCUGUUCCUGGAGCUGACGCGGCGCGGGAUCCGCCCGGACGGCACCUCGUUCUCCACCGUGCUAUCGGCCUGCGCGCGCCUGGAGGCUCUGGAGCUGGGGAUGUGCGUCCAUGGGCUCGCUCUCAAGGCCCGCUCCACGGGGAACGUGUUCGUGGGCGCCUCGCUCGUCACGAUGUAUGCCAGCUGCGGGGUUACCGAUUGCCUGGAACAGGUUUUCGGUGACGUCGACAGCCCGAACGUGGUGUUGUGGAAUGCUUUAGUAUCAGGCCUCGUGAUGAAUCACCGGGUAGGCGAUGCCCGCGGGGUCUUUGAUCGGAUGCCGGCUCGUAACAUCGUGUCCUGGACGGCGAUGGUAAAAGGGCAUGUUAAGGUGCACGACGUGGGGCAGGCGGUCGAGCUGUUUAACUUGAUGCCUGUGAAGAACUCCGUGUCGUGGUGUGUCAUGAUAGGAGGACUUGUCCACUGUCAGAAAUUCAGAGAGGCAGUUGAACUGUUCAACUGUUUGAUGAGGAAUGGGCAGCAAGUGACAAAUGCGAUUCUUGUCAAGGUUGUGAAUGCCUAUGCUGGCCUGAAAAGUACUGGAGGCGGCAGGUGUGUUCAUGGGUUUUCUGUGAAGUCUGGAUUCGUUCAUGACCUGAUUAUUGAGGCAUCAUUGGUUGCGGUGUACUGUAACUCCUUAGAUAUUGACGAAGCACGGUUGGAAUUUGAUAAGAUGGACCGUAAGCAUGUUGGUUCAUGGAAUGCCAUCAUAUGCGGCUAUAUUUACGCGGACAAAAUUGAUGAGGCUGAAAAACUUUUUGAUUCCAUGAUUGCGAGAGACAAGGUCUCAUGGAACUUGAUGGUGAAUGGCUAUAUAAGAGAUGGAAGAAUUGCUGAUGCUACCGAGCUAUACUCAAAGAUGCCUGAGAAGAAUGUGGAAGCAGCAACUGCUUUGAUGUCAUGGCUUAUAGACAAUGGAAAGCUAGGUAAAGCACGGGAUAUGUUUUAUAGUUUGCCCCAGGUAGAUGUAAUGUCUUGUACAGCUUUGCUCUUCGGAUACAUGAAAGAAGGAUAUCUAGAUGAUGCACUGGACCUUUUCCAUAGGAUGCACAAAAGGACUGCUGUCACUUAUAAUGUGAUGAUAGCUGGUUUUCUUCAUCAAGGCAAAGUUGCCGAAGCCUACAACCUCUUCAAUGAAUCACCAGCUCAUGAUGCAACGACCUGGAGCUGUUUUGUUACUGGGCUCGCUCAAAAUGGUUUAAUUCAUGAUGCACUUAAGUUGUACAAGAAAAUGCUAGCAUCAAACAUGCACACAAGUGAGUCAGUUGUUUCUAGCCUCAUAAGCUGCUGUUCACAUCAUUCUCUGAUCGUUCAUGGUCUGCAGUUACAUGCCACAACUAUCAAGCUUGGAUUUGAGUUGUAUUUGCUCAUUCAGAACUCACUUAUUAGCCUAUAUUCCAAGUGUGGUGAAAUGGUUGCGGCCCAAAGGAUUCUUUAUCAGAUGGUUAGGAGAGAUGUGGUUACAUGGAAUACAAUAAUUCAUGGAUAUGCAUUCAAUAGCCUUGGUCAAAAUGCUAUUGAAACGUUCAAGAAUAUGAAAAAGGCACAAGUUAAUCCUGAUGAUAUCACAUUUCUUGGUGUACUAUCAGCAUGUAAUCACAUGAACCUUUUGGAGGAAGCAAAACAUUUCUUCAAUGUGAUGACAUGCGAGUAUGGAAUUGUGCCUAACAUAAUGCACUAUGCUUCCAUGGUUGAUCUAUUGUGUAGGAGAGGCAUGGUUGAGGAAGCUGAUGGAUUAGUGAAGUCAAUGCCGUUUGAACCUGAUUCAGCGAUAUGGACUUCUCUCUUGAGCAAUUGCAGAUUGCGUGGCAGUGAUAAGUUAGCAGAGCAUGCAGCGAGUCAAUUAAUUGCCAUCAGUCCUUCUACUAAAAUGCCUUACCUGCACCUCAUCAAUAUGCAUGGAUCAGUGAAUAGAUGGGGUGCGGUCGACAGUUUGAGAAGUCAAAUUAGAAGAACUACCACCGCUAAAGAAGUUGGUUUUAGCUGGAUUUAGCAUCCCAUCAUGAUUCCCUGAUGAUAUACUUUACCAACAGUAGUCGAGUCUGGUACCAAAAUGCUGAGCUGUGUACUCUCUGAUACUGCUGAUAUUUACAGCAGUAUCCACAGCGUAGCCAAUGGUCAUUUUUGCAGACAUUUCCACCAAACAGAAUAUCCCAAGACAGGCACUUGGCCAGAGGGGUCAUCUUAGUUAUACCGAUGUGCAACUGAUCAAGCGUGGAAAACAUCUGUUGGCUGGAGUUGGAAAGAAUAUUGCAGUUUGGCAUUUCCCUCCCAGAGUUGCGUUGAGAUCACACAAACCGGAGGAAGACAAUGCGGAAACUUGGCCAAAGCAGGAACCUCCCUAGUCCCUACCAGUUUACAGAGUUUGGUCAGCAUGGGGGAAGAACCCAGCAGAAAGGUUUGGAUGAAUCGUUCCUCUCCAGGCAAAGGGCAAAAUAGGUUUCAGUUCCUUUGGCAUUUUGCUGAGUAGCAGUGACUGUAAGUCAGAUGCAACCAGAGUCUGCAAGCAAAUGCCCAGAAAAUAUACGUAGGUCAGGUCAUGCCACCUAACACUGCAGUGCUCAUUUGUCAAGGAACGGAUGGCACUGGCCAACGAGCAUGCUCGGCUCGUUAAUGUUCGGUUCGUUAAGAGCUCGCCUCGUUAAGCUACGCACCUCGGCUCGUUAAUGUUCGGUUCGUUAAGAGCUCGACUGGUUAAGCUACGCAGCUCAGGGUAGGGAUCACGACUGCGGACAGGAAAAACGGCACUAAUUGUCAUCAUGCAAGCUUUUAUUCCAUAUUUUUUUGUCAUUGCAAGCAACACGGCGUGGCUGAGAGCGAAGCAGAACUGGCUGGUAAAUCAUGGGAUGAAGCGUGAUUUGUCUCCUUUCGGUGCUUCUCUGAACUCUGUUCUUGUACCAUUUCUAUCGGAGUUUCUGUCGGCUCCGGGUUACUAUUUACUGUCGUCUAAAUUCUUUUCAAGAUACGGGAGAGAACCAUCUCUCUCUAAUAUAAUGAUCCCUAUGUUUCAAAACAUAAGAUGUACUUCUUCGUUUCCUCCGACCAAUAAUGCAUUAAUAUAUACUAACUGACAUAAAAUUGAUAUCGCUAUAUUCAUAUUCAAAAGUCUUGAUCAAAGAAAGCAACAUACCUCUUGUAUUUUGUUCGAGACCAUGUAUAUAUCAGCAAACACGAGAAUAGCACAUUGAGCAAGCUCUUUCCCAGAUUCAUGUAGAAACUGAGCAGAUUUUGUUUCAAAACCAUGUGUUCCAAACGAGGCUUAAAAGCAACAAAAGCACGGACAUAUGCUCAGCUCUGCAUACGAGAGAUUAAAAAAAAA
This is a messenger RNA of Brachypodium distachyon (stiff brome), 3697 nucleotides long. Its product is annotated as pentatricopeptide repeat-containing protein At4g02750. Lineage: Eukaryota; Viridiplantae; Streptophyta; Magnoliopsida; Poales; Poaceae. Gene Ontology annotation, biological process: RNA modification. The coding region runs from base 89 to 2371 and encodes 760 amino acids. The record is from RefSeq and is a predicted model, not a curated record. The transcript is spliced from 3 exons. Gene Ontology annotation, molecular function: protein binding; RNA binding.